Oryzias melastigma (Indian medaka) is the source of this 897-nucleotide messenger RNA. Its product is annotated as laminin subunit beta-2. Gene Ontology annotation, cellular component: basement membrane. NCBI's taxonomy places the organism in Eukaryota, Metazoa, Chordata, Actinopteri, Beloniformes, Adrianichthyidae. Gene Ontology annotation, molecular function: extracellular matrix structural constituent. The record is from RefSeq and is a predicted model, not a curated record. Gene Ontology annotation, biological process: axon guidance.
UUUACGGGUCAGUGUCAAUGUCGGGACGGCUUUGGAGGUCAGACGUGCAGGGACUGUCAGGAGAACUUCUGGGGAGACCCCAGGACACUCUGCAGAGCUUGUGACUGUGACUGGCGUGGGAUCGAGACCUCCCAGUGCCACCGAGCGACCGGCCACUGCGUCUGCCAGCAGGGCGUGUCCGGGGUCCGCUGUGACCAGUGCGCUCGGGGCUUUUCCGGCCAAUUCCCCAACUGCCAGCCCUGUCACCAGUGCUUUGGGGACUGGGAUCGGAUUGUGCAGGACCUGGCAGUGCGGACCCAGGCCCUGGCGGAGCAAGCCCACGAGAUUCAGACCACCGGACUUAUUGGGCCUUAUGAGAAACUCUUUAAAGACCUGGAGGAGAAACUGGCUCGAGCUCAGGGGAUCGUCAGCGAACGCAACGCCACGGCCGCCGCCGUCUCUACUUUAAUGGAACUCAUAGAAGAUCUGAGAGCACAAAUCGGCGAAACAACCGACACCCUGAACCGCCUAGAGGGAGACCUAACCCUAGUUCAGGACAGCAACUCUGAGGCCAGCAAGGAGCUGAGCGCUCUGGAGAGGGAGGCCAAAGAACUGAACCUGACCUCAGAGCAGCUGCACCACCAACUUGACAUCCUCAAAAACUCCAACUUCCUCGGUGCGUAUGACAGCAUCCGCAGCUCCUACAACAGGUCUCGCGACGCAGAGCGGCGAGCAAAUGAAUCGACUAUAACGCGGCCCAGCACGGUCAGCCAGUCUGCAGACACCCGCCGCCGUACAGAGCGCCUGAUCGCCGCCAAGAGGGAUGACUUCAACCGCAAAAACGCUGCAAACAAGCGCGGGCUGGGAGACCUUAACGCCAAAGUACAGGAUCUGGACAUGAGCCGGAUCAACGAGAAG